AUGCUGCGAGGAGCCUUCGUGGGCCGCCGGGCGGCCGUCGCGCUGGGCGCGGGCCUCGCCUCUGGUCUCUGCAUGCACACGGGUCGGAGCCGCAACGACGAGCGCCCGCCAUCCAUCGUCAUCGAGCAAGCUGAGGCCGCCGAAGCCACGGAGGGCGCCGCCACGCGGCACUACCCAGUCCGCUCGCCGACAUUCUCAUGA
Molecule: messenger RNA, 201 nt
Organism: Saprolegnia parasitica CBS 223.65
Lineage: Eukaryota; Oomycota; Saprolegniomycetes; Saprolegniales; Saprolegniaceae
Exons: 3
Coding region: 1-201 (66 amino acids)
Source: RefSeq, a predicted model, not a curated record